AUGUCGGACAAUUUGUUUCCCUACUCUUCUUCUGACACCUCUAACGUUAAAGGAAACGAAGAGAACCUUGAGGAGUUUCGAAGACGUUGGAAAGAAGAGUUGCAACAAAAGAAACCCUCGCAACAAGCAAUUUCUCAAGGUGCAAUCGCCACUGCUUCUAGUGAAAUAUCGGACGAAAAUUCUUGCAGUGAAGAUGUCGAGCAUCAGGAAUCGGGCGAGUUGGAUUCUGUUUUGUCAGCUUCCCGUAGAACUGAUGACAGAGCAAAAAAAAAUGCGGCGUUAGAACUUUAUAUCAAAGCAGUUACAAAAGAACGCGAGGGAGAUAUAGGAGAAGGUGAGUUACCUUUUAAUAUAAUCUUUGUAAUGACACUUUUUCGAUGUCACUUCCACUUAUCGAGUAAUGAUACCUUUAAAGCAUUAAAAAAUUAUCGUCAAGCUUCGAAGCUUGAUCCCGGCGUAGAACAUACUUAUAGAAAGUAUUUUCAUAACGCCAUCACUGGAGAAAAUGCUGAGAAUUUUGAUGUAUCUCAAUCAUUGGCUCAACAUUUAAAAGAAGAAUUUCGAUUAUCUACCGCAUCUCACGAGAAAGAUUACGAAACACGUCAACUCAACGUAAAUCUUUCAGAGAAACACCAUGUAGAAUCGUCGGAACACGAAAAAAGUUCCAAUCGGAUGAUGAUUGCUUUACUCAACUCUUUGCGCAAUAUGAGACUUGCCUAUGAACCGUUAGUCCUGGAACGACCAAGAUUCGGAUUGGCAUGUAAGAAGUUUUGGGUAUUGUCAAGGGAAGUUUCGUUGUGGAGGUAUUUAUGUCAAAAAGCUUAUUGGGAUGUCAGUUUGACAUUGGGAACAUCGAAUUUGCUGCAAGAAGAAUACGUGAGCUUUUAUGAUAAUGAUUGGAGGAGAAUGUACAUAGAAAG
Messenger RNA from Acaulospora colombiana, 920 nucleotides. NCBI's taxonomy places the organism in Eukaryota, Fungi, Glomeromycota, Glomeromycetes, Diversisporales, Acaulosporaceae. The record is from the annotation of a GenBank genome assembly.